AUGGGGGAGGUGGAGUCAGAACGUCUACGUAUCUCAUUUGACAUGCUAGAAAUAACAAUUAAAUCCCUUUCGAAUUACACGUUACGGUCUUACACCUUACCGUCUUACACCUUACCGUCUUACACCUUACGGUCUUACAACUUACGGUCUUGCAGCUUAUGGUCUUACACCUUACGGUCUCACAACUUACGGUCUUGCACCUUACGGUCUUACACCUUACGGUCCCACAACUUACGGUCUUACACCUUACGGUCUUACACCUUACGGUCUUACAACUUACGGUCUUACACCUUAUGGUCUUACACCUUACGGUCUUACACCUUACAGUCUUACACCUUAAGGUCUUACAACUUACGGUCUUACACCUUACGGUCUUACAUCUUACGGUCUUACAACUUACAGUCUUACACCUUACGGUCUCACAACUUACGGUCUUACACCUUACGGUCUUACACCUUACGGUCUUACACCUUACGGUCUUACACCUUACGGUCUUACAACUUACGGUCUUACACCUUACCGUCUUACAACUUACCGUCUUACACCUUACCGUCUUACAAUUUACGGUCUUACACCUUACGGUCUUACAACUUACGGUCUUACACCUUAUGGUCUUACACCUUACGGUCUUACACCUUACAGUCUUACACCUUAAGGUCUUACAACUUACGGUCUUACAACUUACGGUCUUACACCUUAUGGUCUUACACCUUACGGUCUUACACCUUACGGUCUUACACCUUAGGGUCUUACAACUUACGGUCUUACACCUUAUGGUCUUACACCUUACGGUCUUACACCUUACAGUCUUACACCUUAAGGUCUUACAACUUACGGUCUUACAACUUACGGUCUUACACCUUAUGGUCUUACAACUUACGGUCUUACACCUUAUGGUCUUACACCUUAUGGUCUUACAACUUACGGUCUUACACCUUAUGGUCUUACACCUUAAGGUCUUACACCUUACGGUCUUACAACUUACGGUCUUACACCUUAAGGUCUUACAACUUACGGUCUUACACCUUACGGUCUUACACCUUAUGGUCUUACACCUUACGUUCUUACACCUUAUGGUCUUACACCUUACGGUCUUACAACUUACGGUCUUACACCUUACGGUCUUACACCUUACGGUCUUACACCUUAUGGUCUUACACCUUACGGUCUCACACCUUACGGUCUUACACCUUACGGUCUUACAACUUACGGUCUUACACCUUAUGGUCUUACAACUUACGGUCUUACACCUUACAGUCUUACACCUUAAGUCUUACACCUUAUGGUCUUACACCUUACGGUCUUACACCUUACCGUCUUACACAUUACGGUCUUACAACUUACAGUCUUACACCUUAUGGUCUUACACCUUACGGUCUUACACCUUACCGUCUUACACAUUACGGUCUUACAACUUACGGUCUUACACCUUAUGGUCUUACACUUUACGGUCUUACACCUUAUGGUCUUACACCUUACGGUCUUACAACUUACGGUCUUACACCUUAUGGUCUUACACGUUACGGUCUUACACCUUACCGUCUUACACCUUACCGUCUUACACCUUACCGUCUUACACCUUACGGUCUUACAAUUUACGGUCUUACACCUUAUGGUCUUACACCUUACGGUCUUACAUCUUAUGGUCUUACACCUUAUUGUCUUACAACUUACGGUCUUACACCUUACGGUCUUACAACCUACGGUCUUACACCUUAUGGUCUUACACCUUACGGUCUUACAACUUACGGUCUUACACCUUACGGUCCUACACCUUACGGUCUUACACCUUAUGGUCUUACACCUUACGGUCUUACAACUUACGGUCUUACACCUUAUGGUCUUACACCUUACCGUCUUACAACUUACCGUCUUACACCUUACCGUCUUACAAUUUACGGUCUUACACCUUAUGGUCUUACACCUUACGGUCUUACAUCUUAUGGUCUUACACCUUACGGUCUUACAACUUACAGUCUUACACCUUACGGUCUUACAACUUACGGUCUUACACUUUACGGUCUUAUUUCUUUGUUACGUCAUCCAGAUAUUUGUCAAAACAAGGGAUGGUAA
Messenger RNA from Octopus sinensis (East Asian common octopus), 2073 nucleotides. RefSeq lists its product as uncharacterized. The record is from RefSeq and is a predicted model, not a curated record. The coding region runs from base 1 to 2073 and encodes 690 amino acids. NCBI's taxonomy places the organism in Eukaryota, Metazoa, Mollusca, Cephalopoda, Octopoda, Octopodidae. The transcript has 2 exons.